GAUUCAGCCAUAAUAAGAAGCAAUGUUUCUGGUUGUAUUGCUGUCUCUGUUUCUUAAUGCUUUUGCUUUAAACCAGGAAGGUCUCUUUCUCCAGCGAGUCAAGCAAACUCUCGCCGAUCCCACCAACGCCCUCUCCGACUGGGACCAACGAGACCCAACCCCAUGCGAUUGGCUCGGCGUCUCCUGCGACUCCGUCACCCGCCGAGUCCACUCGCUCAACCUCUCUCACCUCCAACUCGCCGGCCCUUUCCCUCUUUUCCUCUGCCGCCUGCCUUCUCUUCGCUCCAUCUCUCUCGCCAACAACUCCAUCAGCUCAUUCCUGCCUCUCGAGAUAUCCACGUGUCAGAACCUCACCACUCUUGACCUCUCGCUCAACCUCAUUGCCGGCCCCCUUCCUCACUCACUCCCUGAAAUUCCCACGCUCCGGAAUCUGAACCUGGUGAUGAAUAACUUCUCCGGCGAAAUUCCCGCCAGUUUUGCGCAAUUCCAAAGCCUCCAGUUCUUGGGUUUGGCGGGAAACUUACUCAACGGCACCAUUCCUUCGUUCCUGUCAAAUAUUUCAACUCUCAGAGAACUCGACCUCGCUUAUAACACCUUUUCGCCCAGUUUUAUACCGAGCCAAUUUGGUAAUCUAACCAAUCUUGAGCAGCUCUUUCUCGCUAACUGUAACCUGGUGGGUCAGAUUCCGUCGAGUUUGGGUUGGUUGACUCGGCUUCGCAACCUUGAUUUAUCCACUAACCGUCUCUCAGGGUCGAUCCCCAGUUCGAUUUCCGAGUUGAAAAGCAUUGAGCAGAUUGAGAUAUAUAGAAACUCUUUAUCUGGUGUAUUGCCGUUAUCCAUGGGGAAUAUGACCACGCUUAAGCGAUUCGACGCCUCUACGAACGAGUUAACCGGGACGAUUCCGACUGGGUUAUGCGGGUUACAGCUUGAGUCGUUGAAUCUUUUUGAGAACCGGCUUGAAGGGACUUUGCCGGAGAGCAUAACAAGCUCAAAAUACUUACACGAGCUUAAAUUGUACAACAACAAUCUCAGCGGGACUUUGCCGAGUCAACUUGGUGAAAACUCGCCCUUGAAAAGUCUGGAUUUGUCUUAUAACCAGUUCUCUGGUGAAAUCCCAGAGAGUUUGUGCGCAAAGGGGAAGCUAGAGAAUAUUCUUCUAAUUAACAAUUCGUUUUCUGGGAAAAUCCCGGAAAGUAUAGGAAAAUGUCAUAGCAUGGGUCGGAUUCGGUUCAAGCAUAACCUUUUCUCUGGUCAAGUCCCAGACGGAAUAUGGGGACUACCCAGAGUGUUCUUGCUGGAGCUAGCAGAAAAUUCUUUUAGUGGGCAAAUUUCAAAGAUGAUUUCAACUGCACAUAACCUCUCAGUUCUGUCAAUCUCCAACAACCAGUUUUCUGGAUCGUUACCUGAUGAAAUUGGGUCAUUGGGGGCACUGGUUGAGAUAUCUGCUAGUGGAAACGGAUUCACAGGCCGGAUUCCUGAAUCUUUGGUGAAACUUAGGCAGUUGGUUAGGGUUGACCUUAGUGGAAAUAAGUUCGAAGGACGGAUUCCGGAUGGAAUUAACGGAUGGGUGAAUCUGAAUGAGUUAAAUUUGGCUAACAACAAGCUAUCUGGUGGUAUACCUUCUGAUAUUGGUAGCUUGCCUGUGCUUAAUUAUCUCGAUCUUUCCUGUAACUCAUUUUCUGGGCAAAUCCCAAUUCAGUUGCAAAAUUUAAAAUUGAAUGCGCUCAAUUUGUCAAAUAACCAACUUUCUGGAGAGCUCCCUCCCUUUUUUGCUAAGGAAAUGUAUAGGGAUAGCUUUCUAGGAAAUCCCGGACUCUGUGGUGAUUUUGAGGAUCUUUGUCCGAAGAUUGGUCGAUCUAAACACCGGAGGUAUGCAUGGAUUCUUAUAUCCAUUUUUAUACUUGCUGGCUUGGUUUUUGUUGUAGGGCUUAUUUGGUUCUACAUGAAGUACGGUAGCUUCAAAAAGAACAAGAGAAGAGUUACCAUAUCAAAGUGGAGAUCAUUCCAUAAGAUUGGUUUUAGUAAAUUCGAGAUUGUUGAUCGCCUCUAUGUAGAGAACGUGAUAGGAAGUGGAGCUUCUGGCAAAGUUUACAAAGUCGUGCUUGAUAAUGGUGAUACAGUGGCGGUGAAGAAACUUAACAGAGGUGUUAAGAAGGAUGAUUCUUUAAGUACCGAUACAGAGAGAGAUGAGUUUGAAAUUGAAGUCGAAAUGCUGGAGAAAAUUAGACACAAGAAUAUUGUGAGACUGUGGUGUUGUUGCAACGCCGGAGAUAGUAAACUUUUAGUUUACGAGUAUAUGCCAAAUGGGAGUUUGGGGGAUGUGCUUCAUAGUAGCAAGGGAGGCUUGUUAGAUUGGCCCACUAGGUAUAAGGUUGCUUUAGAUGCGGCCGAGGGAUUAUCCUAUUUGCAUCAUGACUGUGCUCCUCCAAUCGUUCAUCGCGAUGUGAAAUCAAGCAAUAUACUGUUAGAUGCAGAAUUUUGUGCCAAGGUUGCAGAUUUUGGAGUUGCAAAGAUUGUUAAAAGGGUUGGCCAAGGGGCAGAACCAAUGUCUGUGAUUGCAGGCUCCUAUGGUUACAUUGCACCAGAAUACGCUUAUACCCUGAGAGUGAAUGAGAAGAGUGAUAUCUACAGUUUCGGUGUGGUCAUCUUGGAGCUGGUUACAGGUAAACCCCCAUAUGAUCCAGAGUUUGGGGAUAAAGAUGUGGUAAAAUGGGUAUGUGCUACCUAUGACCAAAAUGGUACCAAUCAAUUAAUCGACCCCAGAAUGGACCUGACCUACAGGGAAGAAAUUUGCAGGGUACUCGAUAUCGGUCUCCUUUGCACCAAUGCACUUCCCAUUAAUCGGCCUUCAAUGAGGAACGUGGUCAAAUUGUUGCAAGAGGCUGUGGGGAGAACAAGUUGAAAACUGGUAAAAAUCAAGGUAGUGUUGUAUAAGUUUUAAUUAGUUGAGUAUAGAGAAUCCCACUAAAUUUUAGGUUCCUCCCUUGGGAGAGGAAAUGGUAUAGUAACUAGAAAGGGCACCAUAAUUAUUGAAAAUGCCCACUUUGGAAUAUAUACCCUAAGUGACAUUGGAAAGUGAAUGGAAGUUAUAGAAUUCUGAAUUUUGUUUCUCUGUUUGUGUAAUGGCAAAGAAUGCAUUGCAGACAUGAGAUUUGUCACAUUUAUUCCC
This is a messenger RNA of Hibiscus syriacus, 3169 nucleotides long. RefSeq names its product receptor-like protein kinase 5. The record is from RefSeq and is a predicted model, not a curated record. The coding region runs from base 23 to 2902 and encodes 959 amino acids. Gene Ontology annotation, molecular function: protein kinase activity; protein binding; ATP binding. Lineage: Eukaryota; Viridiplantae; Streptophyta; Magnoliopsida; Malvales; Malvaceae. Gene Ontology annotation, cellular component: plasma membrane. Gene Ontology annotation, biological process: protein phosphorylation. The transcript is spliced from 2 exons.